Molecule: messenger RNA, 2229 nt
Organism: Striga asiatica
Lineage: Eukaryota; Viridiplantae; Streptophyta; Magnoliopsida; Lamiales; Orobanchaceae
Source: the annotation of a GenBank genome assembly
UUGGCAUUUUUGUAUGCUCCGGUGUCUACUUCUGGGGUGAGAAGUUCUUUCGUCCUCGGCCCAUUUGGCACUUAUCCUUAUUCUGGUAGCUGCGGAUUGGUUGUGCUCAAUGCACCUUCAUCAAGUCCUUUCUUUGAGUACCUCUUUUGUUCUGUGAACACUGAGUGGAUUUUGGAUGGACUACAACUGAAGCUCAUGGAUAUAAUUGAUUCCAUUGAUAAUCUUCCGGUGCAAGAUCCGCCUGGCGAAGACUUCUCGUCAGCGGAUUUGAAUUGGGCCAAGUUUCGGAGUGCAGACAGAUGUGAUGAUGUGGCUCUAAUUCCUUAUGAUCGAGCUGAUGCCUUUAUCAUCGGAGAGUGUUCUAAGGUCGAGUGCCCAACUAGAUUUCACAUUGAGAGGGGAAGAAAACGGGCAAGUGGGAGCUUAAAAGAAGUCAAGAAUGAUGAUUAUUUGGAGUACAGGCUGUACUGGUGCUCAUUUGGGCCCGAAAACUACGGAGAAGGUGGAGGUAUAUUACCAAGCAGAAGGUAUCGGCUAAACACUCGAAACCGUGCAGCCAGGCCUCAAUCCAUGCGCGGCUGCACGUGCCAUUUUGUCGUGAAGCGUCUCUAUUCCCGCCCUUCCCUUGCCCUCCUCAUAUACAACGAGAGGCGCCACGUCAACAAAUCGGGCUUCAUCUGCCACGGGCCCCUUGACAGAGACGCUAUUGGGCCAGGGGCCAAGAAAGUUCCGUACAUAUGCAAUGAGAUUCAACAGCAGACCAUGUCCUUGAUAUACCUCGGAAUCCCCGAAGAGAAUGUUCUAGAAAAACACAUUGAAGGAAUCCAACGUUAUGGGGACUCGAAUGCAGUGGCCGAAAGUCUCGCCACUCGGUAUGUGCAGAAACUGGGCACGAUCAUAAAACACUCAACUCAUGAGCUGGAUCUUGACGACCAGGCGAGCAUACGGCUAUGGGUCGAACGAAACAAAAAGUAUGUUUUUUUUUAUCGGGACUCGACUGAAAACGAGCCUUUUGUUUUGGGGAUUCAGACGGAGUGGCAGUUGCAGCAGAUGGUCCGUUUUGGCCACCGGAAUAUGAUAGCGGCUGAUUCGACAUUCGGGAUUAAGCGACUGAAGCAUGCGCUCCCUGUUGCCUGGAUAAUUACUCGUAGUAUUGCAAAGCAAGAUGUAGUCAGCUGGAUGAAAGCUCUUCUUGAACGAGUUUGCUCGGUUGACUCCGGGUGGAAAGUCAAUGGGUUUUUAAUCGACGAUGCUGCCAUUGAACUUGACCCAAUAAGGCAAUUAUGUUUGCACGUGGAGAUAUUUUCCUGCCCUGUGCUGUUCUCCCUCUGGCGUGUGCGAAGGUCAUGGCUGAGGCACAUUGUUAAGAAAUGUACCAACAUCGAAGUUCAAAGGGAGAUGUUUAAACGUUUGGGCCAAAUCGUGUAUGGCAUUUGGGGUGGAAUCGAUAUUGCACUCGCUCUAGACGAGUUCUCGCUUGAUUUUGUAGAUCAGACUUCCUUUAUGCAAUAUUUUAAAGAUGCUUGGGUGCCAAAGCUAGAUGACACGCAACUUGAUUCUCUCCAGCGAGUCGACUGGUUGGUCUACAAAUUAACAACCGAACUCCACUCGAGCUACUGGCUCAACCGCUAUGCAGAUGAAAGCGACUCAUUCCUUCACGUGAAGGAAGAAUAUGUUGCCUCAACAUCCUGGCAUCGGGCCCUUCAAAUUCCAGAUGGCAGCGUCUCAUUGGACGAUAAAGACCGACUUUUCGCGAAAGUUGUCAGCCAGAAAGACGGCAGCUUGACUCGUUUGGUUUGGAAUGCUGGUUCGGAAUUCGCCCACUGUGACUGUGAGUGGUCAAUGCAAGGAAAUCUGUGCAAGCAUGUGAUUAAGGUGAAUAUGGUUUGUGAAAAUCUGCAGUGCUGUGGGCCUGUUAUGUCGUAUAGGUCUUUUAUGAAUGUUUUGAUGGAUCUAUGGAGGAAAUCGAUGGAUGAUUCGGUUGAGUUGGACAUUUCAGCUGCCUGGACGUGCCGAAUGCUUGAGCAGAUUGGGAAUUUUGUUCGUCUGAAUGAUUCGGAUGAUAUUGGACUCGUUGUGAAUGAUAUGCCGUUGAAAUGGGCUGAUAAGAAGGCCAGGUCGUCACUAUUCAGCAGGGGUUUGUCGAGGCUUGUUCAAUCCUCGGUGAAAAGACCAGAUAAAUUUGCUGCGCGUAAAAGGAGUAGGAAGAGGAAGAGAAUUUCUCGACUU